Messenger RNA from Populus trichocarpa (black cottonwood), 2166 nucleotides. RefSeq lists its product as uncharacterized. Lineage: Eukaryota; Viridiplantae; Streptophyta; Magnoliopsida; Malpighiales; Salicaceae. The transcript is spliced from 4 exons. Bases 219 to 1931 code for a protein of 570 amino acids. The record is from RefSeq and is a predicted model, not a curated record.
AUCCAGAAGGGUAGGAGUAUUGGCUUAGUUCUCCGCUGACUGACUUCCUAAAAAAUAUCCUCCUACCAGCCACAUGCAAGAGCAUGACCCAGCAUCUUGCCCUCCUCUCUACCAUCUUAGCUCACAGGAAUCCCAAUACAGAAAGCUGUGUUCGACUACUGGAAAGAUUUGGUUGCAGGUGAAAGAAAGAAAGGGUUUUUGGGUUUGCAAAUUAAUUCAUGGCAGAUCCGCUGCACUCUCCUUCCAGUAAACCUCAUGAUCAUGGACCACACACUGCAUUUGGUUUGAUUUUCGGUCCAGAUUAUGGCACGCCAGUCUCGACAAGCUCUCAGCAGAAUGAGCAACAAUUAAUGGAGAAUGAUAUCCCCCAUGGGAGUACUGGUAGCAUGCACCUGCUAGAUGAUAAAGAUAUUUUUGGUCAGCAGAAUGAGGAAUUUGUGGACAAUGGUGUUCAUCGUGAAAGUAAUGGGGGUGGGCAUCUAAUGGAUGAGCAUAAUUUCUUUGGUCAGCAGAACGAGCAAUUUAUGGAGAGUGAUACCCCUAGUAAGAGUGAUGGUGGAAGGAUCACAAUAGACGUGAACAGUUCUGUUAGGCUAGUUAUGCCAGGUGAAUCUGGUGAAGGUUUGCCAUUUGCUCCGACAGAUUGGCCAAAUCCUGGUGAUAACUGGGAAUGGAGAGUAGGAAAGAGGGUUAACUCUUCUGGCCACUUCCAGGACAGAUUCAUUUACCUUCCAAAAAGCCUUCAGGGGAAAAAGAAGCAGAUGUUUGCUAGCAGGCCUGCACUUGAAAAUUACAUUCGAUCUGCAUUCCCAGGUGCAGAUAUUGAUGCAUUUUUUGCAUCGUUUACAUGGAAGAUACCUGCAAAAGUCCAGUCUCCAACAAAAGUGGAAGCUGCGCCUCUCCCUCUUGAGAACCCUCUUGAAGAUGAAACUUUGAAAGUUCAAGAAGGGAAAGUAGAAAAUCCUCGUUAUGGUCGGAGGCAAAGGAAGCAGAUUUUACCCAUGUUAACAGAAGAAGCUGAAGAACAGAAACAAGAAAAGAAACAGAGAACUCCACGUUCCAGCCAGAGGAAAAGAAAAGAGGAUGGGAAACAGGAUGCACCUACAUCAGCAUCCACGUCAAAGCGAAAAGCUACGCGUUCUUCUAAAAGAUCUGUGUCUCAUACUGCUAAUGGUGAAAUUGUAAUAACUGAGCCUGAACCUGUAGUUAAUGUCAUUCCAGAGGGUUUUGAUAACUAUCUCAGUUCUUUGGAAGAUAUUCUCACUCAACCUCUCUCUGAAACUCAAGUAGCAUACUCUGCAGCCACUGAAGCUCCUCUUACCGAAAGUGAUAUGGCAAAAGCCCGAAGCAAGCUUUCUUCCCUUCUACUCAUGGAUUUUCCCUCUCUAGUCUCGUCCAGAAGCAUUUCCAAACUCACAACUAUAGCAUCCAAACUAAGGAAGGAUCCCACUCUUAGUGCCGAACAACUUGUUAAGUUAAAAUUGAUAGAGGAAAUCCCAUCAUUCAGCAAGGUUUUUCUUGAGAGUAGGCAAACAAUAGAGCAAGUUUACAAGUUCUUUGGUACCCUUGAGGCAAACAAGGCGAAGGUCAGCUCUCUGAGGGAUGAAUAUAAUGAAUUGAAGGAGAAAGCAGACCAGCUUCAGUCACAGGUUGAUUCCAACUUACUGACUGUGCAGGAAAUUGACAAUCAAAUUUUUCAACUUCAAACCUGGCGAGCAGAGCUCACUGAUACAAUUGAGAAUAACAAGUCAGCAAAGGUCGAGGUGGCCUCUGCUCAAGGGAUGGUGGCAAAUUCAAUUCCAAAUGUUGUGCGCGAUAUUCAGGUUGCCAACUCCAAAAUUCCAGAAUGGGAGCUGAAAAGGGCAAAUGCAGAAAAACGUGAAGCUGAAAUUCUGGAAAAGUUUGCCCCUUUAAAAGGGUUUUCCUUGUAGGCAAUGUCUUUUUUUCUUUUAGGUUGCCAUGGGAGUCUAGGUAAUGUCUUUAAGCGUACGUCUCCAUAUUGCAAUGUUUAUUGGCUCUUACCUAGAAACUUACUUGGGAUCAUGUAGGCUUUUAGCAGCUGUUGCCCUGCAUGUCCUUCUGUAUUAGUUUGUUUCUUCACUUCACAAUGCUGUAACAGUGACAUCUAUGGUCUGAAAUAAUAGGGUUUUAUUGCUAUGCGUUUCA